AUGCAGAAAUCUAACCCCCUUUUAAUAGUAGUAAAAAAAAAUUCUAUUCCACUUUAAAGGAGGGGUUUUUUAUUUGAAAAAAAUAUAUUUAAUUUAUCAAUUCAAUAUGAUCAUAUAAUUUUUGAAAUUUUUCAUAAAAAUUAUUUUAUGAAAUUAUUAGUUCAAAGUAUGUCCUGCACAAAUUUCGGAAUUCACAAGAUAAUUGGAGCAAUUCUCCACAUAUCAAAAAAAUCCAUUACAUAGAUGCAGGCUUCACAUGUAUAAUUUUUUCGGCAUUUAGGGGUUUGUUUCAUAUAUAAACUGCUGUCACAUUUAAAAUAAAAUAAGUUAUAGGUAAUUUUGAUUUUGCAGCAAUAGUUGGUAUCAAAACUACUUACAUAUAAAUUAUUAUUUUUAUCUAUAAAACAUAACAAUAUAGUCCAAAAAAGGAAAAUUCUCUUUAAAUUUAAACAGGAAUUAAGGAUAUCUAUAGCGAUAGUGACUCAAUAUUUUCAGAUUUUGAGCAAGCUCCUCGCAAUGAAAAUGAUAUUCAGUUUAUUGAUGAAAAUACCCUCUUAUACAAACAUUAGUAUUCUCCAUGCAGCGGGCCAAGAGUUGUUAUGAUGUCGCCAAUUUUUCAAAAUUUAAACCAGACCAGGAAAGCUAAUCUUGAUAACUCUGGAGAUAUGGUUGGCACUUUUGGAGGGUAUAAAAUAAGGGAUCUCCAUGCAUCUCCUUCUCUCAAUACCUUUGGAAGGUCCAUUGAAUUUAAAAAUACAAGAACUCGAAAUUCAAGAACAGUUGAAAGGAAAAACAACAUUGCUAAAUUCAAUUUUUCACCUGAGGAAAAAGGAAUUUAUAGUGAGUUUACAGUAUUGCUGUCUCAAUUUGAGCCAGAAGAUAUGUGCGAGCUGCUAUCUUGUGUGCUGAGAGAUGCCAAAAAAUAUAUGACCAAGCCAAGAUAA
This is a messenger RNA of Blepharisma stoltei, 944 nucleotides long. Lineage: Eukaryota; Ciliophora; Heterotrichea; Heterotrichida; Blepharismidae. The record is from the annotation of a GenBank genome assembly.